AUGAUAAACGCGCGGUGCCGCGAUGAAUUAACACCACGAUGCAGCGCCACGAAACUAUUCGCCAAGGCUUCAAGAUGCUCGUGCAUCUUUAAUAAACUCGACCCGGUCAGUUUUCAGGAUCCCCGCGAAGUAGAAGUCAGCAGGCUGGGAGGUCGGCUGAGCGAGGUGGUGGGUCCCGUCGUGGAGGAGGCCAUCGAGCCAGGGGAUGCCACCCCGUUGACGGGACCCUCGAGGGAGUCCUCGGUUCCCCGAGCCCCCCCGCCACCCCCACAUCGCGUCACCACAUUGAAACCACCGAGACCUCCGCCCACUACGUCUCAGCAAACACAGGAUCCGGGUCAUCAGACCCAGGAGGUGAACUCGGACGCUCAGAAUCCGGGUCAUCAGGCCCAGAAUCCUGGACAACAGACGCAGAAUCCGGAACACCAGAAAUCUCAGAACCCGGAUCGCUCGAGCCAGAAUCCAGGCCACUCGGCCCAGAACCCGGCCCAGAACCCGGCCCAUAAUCACAAUCCUGCCCAACAGACCCAGAGAACAGAGCAACCAGGUCAGAACCCAGGUCACCAGGCUCACAAUCCUGGCCAUCAGGGUCAAAACCCGGCCAACCCGAGUCAGAACCCAGGUCAUCAGUCGGCGAAUCCGGGUCAUCAGACUCAAAAUCCUGGACAUCAGCCCCAAAACGUGAGACAACAGAGUCAAAAUCCCGGUCAUCAGGCGACGCAGACGCAACAACAACCGCAGCCACCCCCGCGUGACAGACGCGGUUCCGUGUAUCCACCACCGGGUCAUCAGCAUCCCGCUGAUUUCACGUUGAACAAUUUCAAUUACGAGCAGUUGAACAACGCGAAGAACCGAGAGAAUAAAAGCGGCGUUGCUACGGUGGCGCCGGCGCCGCCUACGAAUCAUCCGCCUACGAACAAUAACUCGUUGCAAAACAAUAAUAUCAAUCUGAACAACAACGACAAUGCGAGAAUCAUCUCGGAGAAGAACGCCCUCGAGAAGAACCUGAAGAAACACUCGUUGUUCAUAAACGCGUUAUCGUGGAAACGGUUCAGCACGUCGAACAACAACAAGAAGAAGCUCGACAAUAAGAACAAAAACAUUGGGUUCAGGCAGCCGCUCGAUAACAUACCCAUCGUCGAUAAGAAUAAGAACAUACAGACGCCUCAGCAGACGAAACCGCCGGCGUCGAACAACAAUCACAACACGCACAACCCGACGUGCGAGAAGCUCGUGCAGAAGCCUUUGCCUCCGAAGCCAAGGAAAACCGUGAUCCAGGCAUCGACCUCGGAAUUGCUCAAAUGCCUCGGCGUCUUCCUUCACAGGAAAUGCACCCGUUUAAGAGACUUCCAGGCUGGCGACGCUGUCAUGUGGCUGAGGACCGUCGACAGAAGCCUACUGCUUCAAGGAUGGCAGGAUGUCGCGUUCAUCAAUCCCGCCAACGUUGUGUUCAUUUAUAUGCUGGUGAGAGAGUUGGUCGACGGAGACGAGGCUUCCGAAAGGGAGCUUCAAGCAACGGUUUUAACGUGCCUCUACUUGAGCUACAGCUACAUGGGGAAUGAGAUCAGCUAUCCCUUGAAACCGUUCCUCAUCGAGGACAGCAAAGACAAGUUCUGGGAUAGGCCUGCGGUGCUGGGGAUCGAGGCAGUCUGCCUGGUACCGGCCUCGAGCGGAGCCUCGUCGUCUCCGGAGUCGCAGUACCCACCAAGGCGGCUUGACGGAGCUACACACACUUGCUGGUGCGCAUCGACAGGCACGGCUGCGACGUCACGACACUCUGACGACGGCCGUCGCGACGACGAGGAGCUGCCCCCGCAGCUUGACCCCUCCGCAUCGACCUCGACCUCGACGUUGCAUCGACAACCACAUCAGCAGCAGCAGCACCAACAUCACCAUCAUCAUCACCAUCAUCAUCAUCGACCUAGCCGCGACGAUGGGGAGGCUGGUGGCGGCCGAUGUCCGUCCUGCGGCCAGAAACGGCGGGAGGAGAUCUUGCUCGCCAUCGAGGACCUGGACGCGAUCGAGUCGGCGCCCCUCGAGGCCCAGAGAACGCCCACCACCCAGAGGACGUGCAGCUGCGACACGGUCGACCCGUCGGCCGCCGCGCGAGAUCUGCCCAAGUAUCGAAGCAUCGACUCGAGAUGGGCCGACGGCAGCUUCCUCUCACCCGACGAGCAGAUCUGGAACCUGAAGAAGCGCACCAGCGAGGGAACCGAGUUUCGAUGGGCCCUGCACACGUCCAGCACGGAUCUCGACCUGGCCAAGAGGACGAGAUGCAGCUGCCACAGCCUGACGCCGGAGGACAAGAAGUCGCAGGAGAUCCAGCGAGGCGAUCUCAGGAAACAUCACAGCGCGGAGACGGACAAAUGGUCGAUCAAGCCGGAUUAUUUGAAAACGCCGAUGCACGAUCUGAGGAAGCACAGCAGCGACGACACGAGAAUGGCGAGGGAGGCGAGGUGGCUUCAGGUCCCGGAGGUGUUGCCCAAUCCGAAGCCUAGGUGCACCUGUCCCAAGUCCAAAAUCCUGGCUCCCUCGCCGCCCGCGGAGCCGAAGAAGUCACCGGAACCGGAGAAGCCGACGAUAAAAAAGGAGGAACCGGAGAGGAAACUGUACUAUUCCGCGUCGAUGACGGUGGAGCGAAAGGAGGAGCCGGCGGUGGAGCCGGCGCCGCCUGAGAAACCGGAACUGAAGAAGCACGCCAGCGAAGACACAAGGCUAGUGAGGACCGAGAGGGUCAGGGAGAGACCGAAGCUUGAACGAUCGCACGCGAGGGUCGACAGUCAGACGUCGAAGAAAUGGGGGAUCAAGGAGAAGGUGAGCAGCCCCGACGAGGGGAAGAAGGCUCGUUCGAAAUGGGCCAUGAAAUCCCACUUCUCGUUGCCCGUCGAGAAGAAGGACUCCAAGUGGAGGAGUCAGGACUCCACCGAGGGUUUCAAGAGCAAGAGUUUGAAGGAACGGCCCAAGUACAGUAUUCGUAGGAGCAUGUCACCGGAGCCGGAUCCUCGACAGAUCACCAGAUUGGAGAACAGGAUCGUCCGAAGGUUGAUUUCCCCCGAGAUCACGAUCACGAACGCGAAAUGGGCUCCGUACGAGGACGCUUCGCCCCUUCCCACCAUAGGGAUCAAGAAACGGGAGCCGAAGCACAUCAGCGAGAUCAAGUGGACCCCUUACGACGGCUCGCCGUCGGAGGGGGUCGUGGGCGGAAGCUUCGCGGUCCAGGAGCCGGAGGAGCCGAAAUCCUGGUCGCCGUUCCACAAUGUAACGCCUACGCAUCAUCCACCUCCAGAGGCGACGCCUUGCAGAAGCGACGACGAGGACUUCCGGUGGAGGAUCCUCAACCAAGUGUCCGCGUUCCCGAUCUAUCAAGGCGGAUGGAAAGACGAAUCGCCGGAACGAACUCCUCCCAAGAAGAUACAGUCACCGGUGGAUCUGUCUCCGCCGAUCUGGUCUCCUCAGGUUCCCGCCAGUCCCGUGAAAAGGCAGAGAUCUCAACAACAACAUCAUCAUCAACAACAACAACAACAACAACAAUAUUCUCCGCAACCUGUACAGAGGAAGAGCUUGAUAAAGGGUCGUGGGUUGUCGAAGAAGAAGGCUCUACGGGCUAGGUCGGAGAGUCAUCAGGCCGAGGACAGAUUGAUGCCGCCCACAGUGAUCGUUCGCGCGGCUAGCGAGGAGGCGAAGAGCCGUCAGAGGCCCCAGUUGAUGAGAUCCAAGGCUUUGUUAGAGGUACCCGCCACGAUAGGGAUUGGGAAGAGAUCGUUAAGCGAGGAAGUGCCCCGCAUGCGUGCUCGUGAACGGGCACGUGCCCCUAAUAGAGCUCGCAGCGAGGAGGCGUCCAAGUACGAGGAUCCGUGGUUUGCUAACGACGGCUUGGGAGCUGAGAGGAAUACCGAGUUGCGGGAAUACGUGACGACGGUUUGAAAAGUGGGGGACGGUAGAAACGGUUGACGGUACUCGAAAUCGAAGCGAUGGUAUUUUAUAAUUAAUUUCACCCCUCUUCUCCUCCCUCCUUUUCAUUGGGACGAAUUUCGGUGCUCGAUGGGAGGGAGGGGAGGGUAGGGCAUGAUUUCGCUCAUGAUUAGCUUGCUUAGGUGUUUUGUACCGGUGUAGAACGUGUAUGUACGUUUGAAAGUUUGCGUGCAACUGCGAUGACAAGAUUAUUUUUCGUCUCCGUGCUGUUCCAACUUCGUUUCAAUUUGCCGCUUAUGCUUCACUUAUCGUCGACGCGUGAUGGAGUAUGGAGUAGCGCACUGCGAAUCGUACGGGAGAUUCACGAGAUUCACGAGAGCGAACCGAGAUGGAGAAGGAGGGAAUGGAAAGAGAGAGAAAGAGAAAGACAGAGGCAGAGAAUUUAGCGACGACUAUCCACACCGGCGCAAUUCUACAUCGUUGGCCUACGAAAACGAAGACUACUACUAACAGAAAGUUUCGAACACGUACCGAAAGAGGAAAUUACGAGGUAGUAAUCAGAAGAGUCAACGAUUUUUUCUGUGAAACAAAAAACGAGAAAAAAAAAUGUUAAGCUGAGGAUACACGCAAAAAAUCGAGGCAAGGGAUUAAGGAUAUUUGACGAAACUCAACUUCGCGUAGUAUAAAAUAACCUAAAUGUGCGCAUCACGGCAUUGGAAGGACUCAAAACGAAGAAUAUCGAGAAAAAUCAUAGCAACCCUCGUGUGUGAGCGCCCUUCUUCGAAUAAACGAGGAUACUUUCGGCUCGACGAUACUGAAAUCUUUUUCAGCGACGUUGACCGUUGAUGGGUCGAACCGUAAAUAUUCGAUUAAAUCCGACUUAACGAUAAUAAUACGAGCUUAGAUCUUUAAGUAUAGUUGAUAUUAAAUACCGAAUGAAAAAAAAAAAAGAAGGAAAGAAAAGUUGCAAGAACUGUGCGGUUUGUCAUUGAUCAAAGAUCGGACAGAAAUCGAAAGGGGGAAAAAUCGAAACAAGUCGAAUGGAAAGGAAGAUGAAACGUAACGAACGAUACGAUUCAAGUGCAUUGUGAGAGUUAGGUGUAGAAUCGGUCUCGUUCCAAGGAUGAGACGAAAGUAUUUAAAAAAAGUUCGUUCGGUGAGUCGUCGGGGCUCGACGAGAAGGACACCUUUGUUACACCGUUCCUUUCUGUUUUCCGCGAACAAGAAGAAUCAAUCGCGUGAACGUAUCGUCGCGUUGUAGUGAAAAAGAUAGCAGAUCCUUCCAGGAUCUGGAAGAUCUGAUUCGUUCGCCAAAUGCAUAAUACGCAUAAUUAAGUUCAUACAUGAAAUAAAAAAAAAUAAUAAUAAUAAUAAAAGGGGACCGCUAUCUGAGGUAAAACGACAUUUAGCGAUCCCCGUGUGCCGGCGCGUGCAAUAUUAAUUAGGAUUACAUUCAUUGAAUAGCCAUUUAAGAAUGGGGUACUAAGAUUUAAGAAAUGGAGAGAAAAAAAAAGGAGAAGCAACUAAUCCACGUUAUCGACGGCUGCACGUACUUAUUAUACGAUUUAUGAGGUAUGUUUUUUCAGUAGCGAAAACAUUUUUCCAUUGACUGGUAUUUAAACCGUGGAAUCGACGAACUCGCGGCUCGUCGAGGAUUUUCGAGUACUGUAUACAUAUUGUAAAACGCAUAUAUGCUCUCUGUACACACGUUCGUCGGUCUCUUGCCGCUUUCCUGGCCGCGAUACUCGAUCGUUUUAGAUUUUUGAUAUUAUUGCAAAGGAGAUUCAGAGACGUUUCUCUGGUGAACGGAGGAAGCCUCGAUUGAAAGUGCAUUUUGUAUUUCGAUUUCAAUACACAUCCGAUUCAUCCAUCGGUCUAUGCUAUAUACCGACUAAAAACAGUGCUUCGAAACGUGUCACGUGAACAUUUACACGGGAAAAACAUGGACACAGAGAAUCAUAGGACACGAGCAUUUUUAUUCACGAGGCACUUAGCAUGCGUGUUACUUUGUGAUGUUCGAUAUACUCAAAGUAAUAUGCACGUUAACUGCCGAGAACAUUUUCCAUGCAUAUUUACAACAGAGAUACUACUUACAUGGAUACACGCAUACACAUACACACAGAUUUUGUACAUAUUUUUAAUAAUGUAUGAUAGGUAUAAUUCUAAAUUGUACGAGGCAAACUUAUGUAUCUAACAGCACAGUUGUGUAAUGCGCGUGAUCGUAAUUAUAUCGCGUAUGCCAAAAGAAGGAAAAAAAAAAGAAGAAGAUAGAAAGAUAAAGGAUAAAAAUGAAGCGUGUUUUGUUAAAAAAAAAUGAAUUUUUUGUAGUAACUCGGGACUUCCUCCCAAACGACUUCGGAUCCGAAUUUUUUCGUUUGAUCGUUCAUUUCCCUCGCGGUUUCUCGAUGUCGUCUCGUGUUGAGAACCUCUUGCAAGCACCAUAGAAGCGGUUCUAUGUCGCUGAUGUCUGGAAUAAAAGAAAAGAAAAAAAUCUAAAAAAAAAAAAAAAAUACAAAAUCUUGCGGGAGUUAUAUUAUUCUAAUAAUUCUAAUUGGCCGUACGAAUAAAAAUCGAUGCUUCCGGUUCGAUAUUCGAGAACGAAAAUGAUAACUUCAAAACUUAGUCGUUCCUCGAGAUCGAGAUCGAUUCUGUUGUUUACUCGUGCGGCUCUUAGCGCUGUCGGUGCAAAAAGAAACAAAGAAAAAAAAUUAAAAAAAAAAAGAAAAAAAUAGAUACAAAGAGAAAACUCACAGAGAUAAAAAUUAUUUUCUAAAGAAUAAAAAAAAAAGUAUAAAGUAAGAAAGAAGGAGAGAAAGGAAUCGAGAGAAAGUGAGAGAAAGAGAGUAUGAUAGAUUUAAAAAAAAUAAUAAAAAAAAAGAGAGAUUUAAUGAGAAAGAAAAGAAAUGUCAACGAUGAGCUUGCGUAAGAAUCGCGCGAGAAACAAAGACGAAGCGAACAAAAAGCGAGAGAAAAAGGAAAAAGCGAAAAAGAGAAAACCAAAAAAAAAUUAAAGAGAUAGAAAAAGAUAAUUCCCAUUUUUUUUUUUUUUUGCGUGUUUACGCGCGAUCUCGUGCUCGCGAAUUUUUUUCUAUAAAAUGCGGGUUUUGAAACGAGAUCGUAUAUACAAAAUAAAACGAGAAACAAAUUUAAGAGAAAAAAAAAAUCGAAAAAAUCGAAAAACUACAACAGAUAUCUACAUCAUAUUUACAUACAAAAAAAAAGAGAAAUUAAACAAUGUCUAAUGUACUGCGCGCCUGAUUUUACCGUUGCAUAGCGUACGAGAAAUUCUCACUUAGGUAUUUGUAAGUACCGUUUAAGGGGGUGGGGGGGCAGUCAACAGAUAAUUAUACGCCAUUAGUUGCAUUUGAUCGAUAAUAUAUUUAAUUAGUUGGCAAUUUAUCCGUGGCUAGCAAUCUAUCUUUCUUUCGUCGACUCGACGAAGGAUUGCGUUUGAUCUCGAGAAACCGUGGUGCAUCCACAUGCAUUUCUUCGUUCAGAGGUUAGGAUUAUUCUAGUGUAAAUCAUUAGCUAAUAGAAGCGCUUUUAAAAUGAUUCAAUUUAUAUUAUUCCUUCGAAGGCUCCAUCGAUUUUUAAUAAUUCGACGAACACAUACAUAUAUACACAUUUACACAUUCACACAUAUAUACGCAUUCAUAUACACACACAAUCAUUCUAGUUACAUAUGAUAAUACUUACUUAUGUAUACCCGGCAUGUUCCAAUACGAACUGUCCCUUAAAAUACUUUCAUUAUUUUAGACGUACGAGCUUUCUCUCUCUCUAUUUCUCUUAUUUCGACUAUUAAUUACUUUUUCUUAGUAAUUUCUCGCUGCGUAUACUAUUUAAGAAUACCGAUUGUUGUAGCCAAUUACUGAUAGUUGAUAAAUUAUUAUUAAUACUUUAACGAGACAAAGGCUGUUGCAUUUAUUGUUUACGAAUUCGACGAUCGCUCUAGCUGCACGCACUGAUAUAAAAUAAUACUCUUUGUAUAGGGAAUAUAGAACCUUUUUCGAUCGAAAAUUCUCGAGAUCAAUACGCAAAUCUGAUUCGUCGACGUGUUUAGAGAACGAAACAUAUUAAAAAUGCGUGGCGUCAAGAAGGAUGCUGUACGAUGCGUUUCUGAUCGCUGCAUCGUGUUCGAAAAUUGUUCCUUUUUUGCGUUCAAAAUAUCACGUGAUGAUCAUCGUUUUGCGAUGAUUAUAUUUUUUCGCGAAAUAGUAAAAAAAAGACGAAACACGAUCAGUUCGCCGAAUAGUGAAAUAAACUCAAAAAGGAGAAUGAAAUAAAAAAUAAAUAAGGAAAGGGAUAAGAAAAAAGAAAGAGGAAGGAGCCACGCUAGUUAUAUUAAACGUACUAUAAUAAUGCGCUGCAUAGCAAUUCGUUUCUUCUCGAAGUACACACGUAUACAUAAUAUACAUAAAUAUAGGUUCUUUCCUUCGUAGUGCAUACAAUAAUUAAUUCUGGCGUAUUCAUUGCGUACUGUAUAAAUGUAUACAUAGCGUAAUGUAUUAAUUGCGUAAUUACCAUCCCGAAUGGCGGCGAUUUUAACGGUUCCAUUGUGCAAGGAAAGGAACCGCUUAAACGCGCUUUACAAAGUGAUUCAUAACAUGUUAUUUCUAUUUAAGAAGAAAAGACUCGGGCACGUUAAAAUGCUAUACAGUGUAAAACAAAGAAGACGAAAAAAAAGAUGAAUAAUAUUGUAUCUGUGCUGCCAUUAGCGUUAAAAAAAUGAAAGGAAAAAAUUUAAGAGAACAGACGAAGCCAAAGUAUAUAAUUAAUGAAAAACACGCGGGUAAUACAUAUACAUAUACAUAUAUAAUACACAAACACUUGGACACAUACACAUAUUCAUAUGUUCCACAUAGUGGAUCAUGUUUGGAGAUGAACAGGAAAAAAAAAUAUAUAUAUAUAAAUAAACAUAUGUUAUAUACAUACAUACAUAUACACAGUACACAAAUAUAUGCGUAUUAACGCAUACACACGUACAUUACAUACCCGACGAUGUAAUUAAUAAGUACUUUAAUCCUGACAAAAAUAAAUGAUUAAUUUCGCGGUAUGAGAAUGAUUUUAGGAGCCUUCGUGUUGAAUAAUUAGCAGUCUCAUUCCAUGUAUCGUAUAAUCGAGAGAUCGAGUGACCGUGAUCAGUACGUAUAUAGAGAUAAAAUCAUUAAAUGACAAAAAAAAAUGCGAAAUGAUAAUGAACCUGUUAAAAAAACGGUUCGUAGUGUGUACUGUAUUCGAAUGUGAUCAAUUUGUUACUUAUGUUACUUAUGUCCCUGAUUAUUGUUAUGUUGUGCUUAUUAUUAUUGCUGAUGUAUUAUUAUCAUAUUUAUUAUAACUCCGAGAAGUAUUAUCAUUAUUGUGAGUAUUAUUAGCUUUAUUAUCACGAUCAUUAUUAUUGAAUAUUAUUUAUUAUUAUUAUUACUACUAUUAUUAUUAUAUUACGCGAGCACGAUCAACCGCUCAUUUUUUUCUAGUCGAAUUUCUCUAGUCUUAAUUAGAGUACUGUCGAUACUCAGUCUCCCCCGUCCCCAAUAUUUGAUUUUUUGUCAAAUAAUCCCAAAAUGAUGCCACGCGUUGCAGGACGCGACAUAGAUCUUGCGUAAUAGAGUGAUGCAUUACCUGUGCAACAAAUGCAGUAUACAACCCGUAAAUAUGAGGUCAAUGUUGAUUUGUUUAAAUAAAUGUAAGUUUGAAAACUCACAA
Apis cerana (Asiatic honeybee) is the source of this 9615-nucleotide messenger RNA. RefSeq names its product Cdk5 activator-like protein. Gene Ontology annotation, molecular function: protein kinase binding; cyclin-dependent protein serine/threonine kinase activator activity. Gene Ontology annotation, biological process: axon guidance. NCBI's taxonomy places the organism in Eukaryota, Metazoa, Arthropoda, Insecta, Hymenoptera, Apidae. The record is from RefSeq and is a predicted model, not a curated record. Gene Ontology annotation, cellular component: cytoplasm; protein kinase 5 complex; growth cone.